AUGAGGAACAGGGCCAGCACUUCAUUAUCGAAGGGGAAAAUCCGUCAGUCAUGGAGCAAAUAUAACUUGUAUAACUUGUCACGAUUCCGCAACCCAGCGACGGCGAACCGAACAUUCUUUCAGCAAAAAUGGUCAGCCAAGGCUGCUGCUCGUGCUUACCACGGUGAGCAAGUUCGCGAGGGUCAAUGGAAGCGGAUGUUCUCCAAGCGCAUUCGCAGUGUUAUUCCCAUGAACACGGCCGAUCUUGCGGCCGACGAUGGGUCCAAAGAAUCUGCCGGUCGUGGUUCUGGCUUGAGUGAGAGCAGUGGUAGAAGUCGAAGCCGCCCUAUUCCCUUCACGCAGAUGGCAUUCGCCCCCCUGGAGCGCCGGCUGGACGUUGCCAUCUUCCGCGCCUUGUUUGCCAGCAGCACGCGGCAAGCUAGACAAUUUGUCAUUCAUGGAGCAGUGACGGUGAAUGGACAGAAGAUGAGACACCCCAGCUACCUCCUCAACCCCGGUGACCUUUUCCAAGUCGACCCAGAUCGCGUGAUGUACGCCACCGGCGCCCCAAAGACGGCCUUUGAACGACGUGAAGCCCGUCAGUUGAAGGCGAAGAAUGACGAGGCCGAGGGCGAGGCGGAGACCGAGCAAGCCGAAGCUAAGCCAGAGGUCACGGAGAAGGAAAGCGCCAAGGACACUCUCCGGGCGUUGAUGUCCCAGGCUAAGACGAUCAUGUCGACCGACAAGGAGAUUCUUCCUGCCAAGCGAAAGCAGGAAUUGCGUGGUUUCCAGAAGGCUGUGCGCCGAGUGCUUUCCCGCUCAGACACCAGCACCGUCUUGACAGACAAUCUGGAGGCCCAGUUCUCUCAGCUGACUCUCCUGCUCAACGCCAAGCGUGCAGAGAAGAAACCUGCUCAGGAGUCUGGAAAGGAGACGCAAGAUAAGAAGACUGCUGCUGCUCCGACGAAAUCAGGUGAUACCCCUAGCGCGCUCUCUGAGGCCUUCCAGGCUGCUGCUGAGGGUGGCGAGGUCGACACCUCCGAGUUGACGGAUGAGGAGUUCGAAAUCCUUAGACGCGCACUCACUCAGAUGCGUGAUAACCCCAUUGAUCACACUAAGCCUUAUGCUACCCCUUGGCGCCCGCGCGACUACAUGUCUCCCUUCGCCUUUAUCCCGCGCUACCUCGAAGUCAACCAGAACAUCUGUGCUGCUGUCUACCUCCGACACCCUGUUGCUCGUCCCGGUUCGGCUGAAGUGCCUACUCCGUUCGGCGAGUCGAUCAGCACUCCGGCGUAUGGCUGGUACUUGAAGAGGCGGUGGUAA
Penicillium oxalicum is the source of this 1302-nucleotide messenger RNA. RefSeq names its product mitochondrial 37S ribosomal protein uS4m. The coding region runs from base 1 to 1302 and encodes 433 amino acids. The record is from RefSeq and is a predicted model, not a curated record. The transcript has 3 exons. Gene Ontology annotation, biological process: positive regulation of translational fidelity. Gene Ontology annotation, molecular function: structural constituent of ribosome; rRNA binding. Gene Ontology annotation, cellular component: mitochondrial small ribosomal subunit. NCBI's taxonomy places the organism in Eukaryota, Fungi, Ascomycota, Eurotiomycetes, Eurotiales, Aspergillaceae.